Messenger RNA from Oryza sativa Japonica Group (Japanese rice), 1122 nucleotides. RefSeq names its product heavy metal-associated isoprenylated plant protein 20. Gene Ontology annotation, molecular function: metal ion binding. NCBI's taxonomy places the organism in Eukaryota, Viridiplantae, Streptophyta, Magnoliopsida, Poales, Poaceae. The record is from RefSeq and is a predicted model, not a curated record.
CGUCUACUGUACACAAAAUGAGCGUAUCCCUGUAGUGAUAACGCUGAUGGGCGAAGAAUCCCCUUUUGCGAGAGCUGCAGUGCAGCGUGCAGCCUUGCAGCAGGCGGUUUCUUGCGGCCCUGGUUUUGGCCUACUGCAACACACCACCCCGGCACAGAACCACCGUGCCACAUCCACUGUACACACCUCCCCCUUCCUCUCCGUGCCUCUCUCCACACCACCACACCCCUCUCCUGUCCCUUCGCACCGCGCAUUCGCCAUUGCCAUUGCCAUUGCCUCCUUCACCAUCGAGCCCCUCAUCGGUCUCUUUGAUUUGGUGUGUUAUUAGCUCUCUGCUCUCUCCAUGGGGGGAAGCAUAAAGCGGCUGCUUAGCAUGUUGUUGAGCGCGGUCAGUGGUGGGCAGAGGGACAAGGGGAAGAGGAUGCAGCGGCGGCGGCAGCAGCAGCAGCAGCUACAGAUCACAGUGGAGCUCAGGGUCAGGAUGGACUGCGAGCGCUGCGAGCGUCAGGUCAGGAGAGCCCUCGCCGGCAUGAGAGGGGUGCAGCAUGUGGAGGUGAGCAGGAGGCAGCAGAAGGUGACCGUCACUGGCAGCGUGGACCCACACGAGGUCCUGCGCAGGGUCCAGUCCACGGGGAAGAAGGCCGAACUAUGGCCCCAGUACCCUACCUACGGCAGCGCCGCCGCCGCCGCCGCCGCCGUGGUCCACUGCGGCCUCGGACCACCGCACGACAGGUGGGCACCCGCUUGCCACCCGAGGAACAUGGACGCCGCCAUGGGCGCCGAGCACAUCGCCAACUUGUUCAGCGAUGACAACCCCAACGCCUGCUCGCUCAUGUGACGCCUACACCACCUACUGUCCGUCAGCAUUGUGCUCCAUCAUACAGUUGGGUUCACUUCACUCUAGUUUGUUACUACUCUUUAUUAGAUAGUAGUAGGAGAUCACCAGGCUGUGCUUAUUUGAGGUCUAGAUUAGCUUCCAGUAGUGUGUGCGGCAGUAAGCUAGCGAUAUGGGCCAAACUUUAAGAGGUUUUAAUUACUACUUGUAUGGUGCUACAGAAUGGGCCAAAGUUUAGAUGAAAACUUCCUCUGAAUUUUAAUCUCAGCCUGAGACAUAGCUUGAAA